Labeo rohita (rohu) is the source of this 3657-nucleotide messenger RNA. It is a transcript of the gene b4galnt1a, whose product is annotated as beta-1,4-N-acetyl-galactosaminyl transferase 1a. Gene Ontology annotation, cellular component: Golgi membrane. Bases 2033 to 3637 code for a protein of 534 amino acids. NCBI's taxonomy places the organism in Eukaryota, Metazoa, Chordata, Actinopteri, Cypriniformes, Cyprinidae. Gene Ontology annotation, molecular function: hexosyltransferase activity. The transcript has 11 exons. The record is from RefSeq and is a predicted model, not a curated record. Gene Ontology annotation, biological process: ganglioside biosynthetic process.
UAGUAACAGCAGCAUCCACAGUUUCACAGUCCCAUUAAAAGCCAGUCAAAUCAUGUUCUUUUUUAGAAUUUAAAGUAAUCCUACCAUAGUUUUAACCUUAUGCAAAAUCUGCUUUUACGUUUCUACUAGUUUCUAUACAGUCCUCAGAGAGGGAUCACUUGGCAUUUGGCUUUUGACAUAAAACCACAUUUGGUCUUCGUUUCUAGGCAGCCAGAAGGUGAACUCAACAUUGUUUACACUGUUCAGAGGCAGAAUGAAAACACCUCACGCACUGAACUACCGACACUUUACUGCAAACUACAAGUUAACACAUUUCAUUUAAGGAAACAGAUUGCCUUAAACCAUUUAAUUGUGAUCUAGACAGGUAGAAAAUGGACAAAUACCACAGAUGGGCAUAAACAUAAUUUGUACAAAAAAAGUUUAUUCUUUAGGAUAAAUCUAAAUUUCAAAUAAAAUGAUAAAAACCACGAUAAUCCUGUCUUACUGAAAUAGUUCACUGUGAUAAUUCACUGUGAACCCACUAUUUCCCAAGAAUGUAUUGAUUAAUGUAGACUGUCAUUGGUUAGCACUCAGCUAACAUAUCCAGCAUUAUUGUUUUUAGCAGCUAAACUUUAGCUGUGGGCACAAUUUGCUUGCACAAGUGUUUUUAUGUCAUUAUUUUAAGAACGUAUUGGAGCAGGCUUAUGAAACGGAUGGGAGGGGUUUACAGACAUUACGCUUAAAACUGAUUCAAACGAACCGUUUUGAAAUCAUUGACAAAUGACUAUAUUCUGAGAAAAUUGCAAAGUUUUCUGACUCCAACACAAUAUUAUUACACUUUAAAAAAAACAUAUAACCUGCUCUUUAACGGCUGUUUUCUCACUGCUGUCAUUUGCCUUUUUUAUUUUGUUGUUGAGAAGCACGCAGCACAUAUUUGCAUAUUCAUCUAAAUGCCGUUGACUGUGUCAGGAUGUGCACAUGUGCAACGGAAAACCCCAGCUCAGGUAUUUCCUUUUUACCCCUUGGUGAAGAAAGAGAAGCAACUUCACUUGUGCACCCUGUUUUAUUUGAUGAAAUGACAUCUAUCAAAGUCUGAUCAUGUUUGUGGAAGUGUAGAUAAACAGUUGCUGUUGCUUUGGCUAGAAAAGUUUACAAAACCAUCUUUAAAGAGUUUCGACUCCACAAAUUCAAGUCCACUUUUACCCUCCCCAGGAGUGGUCCACCAACAAUGACUACUCUAAAAGCAAGACGUAAAAUAAAACUUUUUGGUUUAAAUGAGGAGCGUUAUGUUUGGAGAAAGAAAAAUACUUCAUUCCAACAUAAGAACCUUAUCCCAUCUGUGAAACAUGGUGGUGGUGGUAGUAUGUUGUUUUGUUGCAUCUGGGCCAGGAUGGCUUGCCAUCAUUGAUGGAACAAUGAAUUCUGAAUUACCAGUACAUUCUAAAUGAAAAUGUCAGGACUUCUAUCAGUGAACUGAAUCUCAAAUGAAAGUGGGUCAUGCAGCAUGAUUACCUACAAAUUUUGCUGCAAAAGGGGGUUAAACCAGACGCUGAAAGCAAAGAUUCACAUACUUUUGCAAUGCACAGAUAUGUAACACUGGACAGAAAACAUUCUUGUCUUAUUUAUUUGAUUGGGUUCUUUUUGUCUACUUUCAGGACUUCUGACAAAAAUCUGAUGAUGUUUUGAGUCAUAUUUUAUGAAGAAAUAUAGAAACUUCCCAGCAGCACUAAAUAUAAAAACAGAGAACUUGAUUUUAUUUUAGCAGGGCUGAAAAGUUAGGGUUAGGGUUAGUCAUUUUGAAGCUAUACAUAUAGAUUUAAGAUUAUGCUUUAUAACCACACAGUAUCAUUAAUGGCGUCUCAAAUAUCACUGUAGUAAAAGUGUCAUUGUUGACAGUGGGCGUAACUGUACCUAGUCGUAGUUCACAUGGUUUAAACAUAAGGCGUAGAGCUUACACCAAACUUUUUUAAAUCCAUGCAACCGUAAUGCAGUCGACUUGAGCCUUUGGAUAUGACACUCUCCGAACAGAGUCCCAGCCCCACUCCAUAUUUCGAUGCAGGCAAUUAUGCGUGGUGUAAAUAAGAAAACAGUGGCAGUUUUGCUGGUGGUCUUGCCGCUCGUAGCCGUGCUCAUUCACCACUGGAACUCAUACACCGUAACAACGAUUGACGUGCUACAAGGACCGGACCAUUUAAAAGUGCUGCUGGAGGAAAGGACACAAAACAUGGGCCACAAAAAUGACCACAUUCCUUACCACAUCAAAGACAGCAUGUCAAAGAGUCUUGCCAAUAACGGGUGUGUUUGUGAAGGCGACAAACCAGGCAUUAAUGUCCCAUUUGUGCAGCUGCUGUUUCCUCAAGUAUCAGCUACCCAGCUACAUGCGUCCUUCCAAGAUUCAGACCUGCAAAAAGCAAAGGAAUACAGAAAUAAAGAAUAUCUCAGUUUCCGUAAGAGGACGUAUACAGCUGCAGACUCCCUUAUCUUAGCUGAAGCCAACAGCCCUCUUCAGUACCCUACACAGGGUGUGGAAGUCAGACCAAGAAGGUCCAUUCUAAUUCCUGGUUUGAGUUUGAACCAAAUAUCCAAAGAGGGUCCUUUUUUGGUAGAUCUGACUGCUACAAUGGGAACAUUCAAUACGGCAGCACUGGUGGAUGGAGUACAAGUCAAAGGGGAAGGAGAGAUGCAUAUUAGUUUUACAAGCACAUCACUGGCCUCCCUGAACAGACAACUUGAGUUUGUUACCUACACAAACACACGGUUCCAUCCAAACACAGCUGACGUAGUUCAAUUUAAAGCAGGUAUAUUCCAGGCCUCCUUCACCAUUAAGAUCAGACAUCCACCAAUGCCCAAAUUCUAUAAUCCUGGACCCAAAAAUGAAUACAAUAUAAGCACUCUGGUCACAAUUGCCACAAAAACAUUUCUACGUUAUGAUAAACUUCAGGAUUUGAUCAACAGCAUUCGACAGUUCUACCCCACUAUAACUAUAGUGAUAGCUGAUGACACAGAGGAGCCUAAACCUGUAACUGGACCCUACAUUGAACAUUUUAUAAUGCCCUUUGGCAAGGGCUGGUUUGCUGGCCGUAACCUAGCCAUCUCUCAGGUAGCAACCAAAUACGUGCUUUGGGUGGAUGAUGACUUUAUUUUCACCUCAAGCACCAAACUGGAAAAAAUGGUGGAUAUUUUGGAGAGAACAACUUUGGACCUGGUGGGGGGAGCUGUCAGAGAAGUGACGGGAUACACUGCCACCUAUCGACACAUCGUCUCCACAGACGCAGGUGAUGAAGAAGGGGAUUGCUUACACAUAAGGACGGGAUUCCACCACGUUAUCGAGGGAUUUCCCAAUUGCGUGGUUGCAGAUGCCGUCAUCAAUUUCUUCAUGGCUCGCUCAGAAAAAAUACGACAGGUGGGUUUCGACCCACGUCUGGCUCGGGUUGGCCAUUUAGCAUUUUUUAUUGAUGGGCUCAGCUCCCUCCAUGUGGGUUCCUGUGAUGAUAUUAUUAUCAGUCAUGCAUCCAAGAUCAAGGCUAUGUUGCCAUGGGGACAGUCGGAGACUGACAAAACCUAUUCCAAGUUUCGUUAUGAUGCCUCUCAAGGGACUUUGAAUGAAUAUGAUCUUUAUUAUUUCAAGAAUCAUUUUAAAUGUGUUACCAGCGACUAAAUGUGAAAUGUUAAAACUUC